Microtus oregoni (creeping vole) is the source of this 3150-nucleotide messenger RNA. Its product is annotated as immunoglobulin superfamily member 1-like. Bases 1 to 3150 code for a protein of 1049 amino acids. The transcript has 14 exons. The record is from RefSeq and is a predicted model, not a curated record. Lineage: Eukaryota; Metazoa; Chordata; Mammalia; Rodentia; Cricetidae.
AUGGCUAGUACCACCUGUGACACUGCUUCCCUCUGUCUCUACCCCAAACCAACUCUGACAGCCCAUCCUGGGCCCAUCCUGGCACCUGGAGAAAGCCUGAGUUUCAGGUGCCAAGGGCCAAUAUAUGGAAUGACGUUUGUUUUAAUGAGGUUGGAAGGCUUGAAGAAAUCUUCUUACUACAAGAAGGCAGUAAAAAAUGAGGCGUAUUUCGACUUCAAGUCUCUGAAGACCCAGGAUACAGGGCAUUACCUCUGUCUUUACUAUGAUGCGUCAUACAGAGGCUCACUGCUUAGUGAUAUCCUGAAAGUUUGGGUGACUGAAACUUUUCCCAAGACCUGGCUACUUGUUCAACCCAGUCCUGUGAUUCAAAUGGGUCAAAACGUAAGCCUGAGAUGUCAAGGACUAAUGGAUGGAGUGGGGCUUGCCCUCUAUAAGAAGGAAGAAGAAGGGCCCCUUCAGAUUCUGGAUGGCACCAGCAACGAUGGCAACAAAUCAUUCUUACUCACGAAUGUGACCGACAAGGAUGCUGGCAUCUAUAGCUGCCUGUAUUUUCUAAACUGGAAGACAUCCAUUAAGAUGGAAACAUACAAUACUGUGGAGCUGAUGGUUGUAGCUUGGCCCAGUUCCGUGUUCAAUAUAGGAAAGACCAUCACCUUUCAGUGCCGAGUAUUUCAUCCAGUACUCGAAUUUUCUCUGGAAUGGGAAGAAAAAGCAACAUUCCCAAAAUUCUCAAUAAAUGGAGACUUCAUUAUCACUAACAUUGAAGGACAAGGCACAGGUACCUACAGUUGCAUCUUUCGUAUUGAGGCACACACCUACAUCUGCUCCGAUCACAGCAAACCUCCGAAGUUGGCGGGGCCAAGAGUCACAGGCUUCCUCACCUGGAAUUCCUUUAUGAAUGAAGUGUUCAGGAUGUCCUUAUUUGUCCAGCUUAUCUCCUUGCUGUUGCUAGUGCUAUGGAUACGGUGGAGGUGUCGGAGAUUGAGAUUAAGAGAAGCCUGGUUGUUGGGAACAGCUCAAGGGGUCGCCAUGCUCUUCAUAAUCAUGGCUCUUCUUUGCUGUGGACUGUGCACUGGGGCACUGGCAGAAGAGAUUGAAGUAAUCAUGCCAACUCCUAAGCCUGAACUGUGGGCAGAGACGAACUUCCCUCUGGCCCCGUGGACGAACUUAACCCUCUGGUGCAGAAGCCCUUCUGGCUCAACGAAGGAGUUUGUGUUACUGAAGGACGGGACCGGGUGGAUUGCAACUCGCCCUGCCUCGGAGCAGGUCCGGGCUGCCUUCCCCCUUGGCGCCCUGACCCACAGUCACACCGGGAGUUACCAUUGCCAUUCAUGGGAGGAGAUGGCUGUGUUGGAGCCUAGUGAAGCACUUGAACUAGUAGGAACAGACAUCCUUCCCAAACCUGUCAUUUCGGCUUCCCUCCCAGUCCGGGGCCAGGAACUGCAGAUCCGGUGCAAAGGAUGGCUGGAGGGUUUAGGGUUUGCUCUGUUUAAGAAGGGAGAGCAGGAACCUGUCCAGCAACUUGGUGCCAUUGGAAGAGAAGCCUUCUUUACAAUUCAAAGAAUGGAGGAUAAAGACCAGGGCAAUUACAGCUGCUGCACACACACCCAAAUGCAGCCCUUCAAGUGGUCCGAGCCGAGUGAGCCCCUGGAGCUUGUCAUAAAAGAAACAUACCCCAAGCCUUUCUUCAAGACAUGGGCCAGCCCUGUAGUCGCUCCUGGUGCCCGAGUGACUUUCAAUUGUUCCACCUCUCAUGAGCACAUGAGCUUUAUUCUUUACAAGGAUGAUACUGAAAUUGCAUCCAGCGACCCAGCCUGGGGAAAGCCGGGGUCUAGUGCAGCUCACUUUCUGAUCAUUUCAGUGGGCAUUGGUGAUGGAGGGAACUAUAGCUGCCGUUAUUAUGACUUUUCCAUCUGGUCUGAGCCCAGUGACCCAGUGGAGCUCAUUGUGACAGAAUUCUACCCCAAACCUACUCUCUUGGCACAACCUGGCCCUGUCGUGCUUCCUGGGAAGAAUGUGACACUGCGCUGCCAAGGAAUUUUCCAGGCCAUGAGGUUUGCCCUCUUACAGGAGGGGACCCAUGCUCCCAUACAGUUCCAGAGUGCUUCGGGGACCUCAGUUGACUUCCUCCUCCACACUGUUGGAGCAGAGGACUCUGGGAACUACAGCUGUAUCUACUAUGAGACAACCAUGUCCAACAGGGGCUCGUACCCUAGUACACCCCUUAUGAUCUGGGUGACCGAUACAUUCCCCAGACCACGGUUGUCUGCUGAGCCUAGUUCUGUGGUUACUAUGGGACAAAAUGUUACUCUCUGGUGCCAAGGACCAGUCUAUGGAGUUGGGUACAUUUUGCACAAAGAAGAAAAAGCCACUUCAAUGCAGCUUUGGGGGUCCACCAGCAAUGAAGGAGCAUUCCCUAUCACCAAUAUAUCUGGUGCAAGCAUAGGUCGUUAUAGCUGCUGUUACCACCCUGACUGGAUUAGCUCUAUCAAGAUACAGCCUAGCAACACGCUGGAACUCAUGGUCACAGGUUUACUCCCUAAACCCAGCCUGUUAGUUCAACCUGGCCCCAUGGUAGCCCCUGGAGAAAAUGUGACUCUUCAAUGUCAAGGGGAGCUGCCAGAUUCAACGUUUGUCCUUUUGAAAGAGGGGAACCAACAACCAUUACAGCAGCAGAGGCCAAGUGGGUACAGAGCUGACUUCUGGAUGCCAGUGGUGAGGGAUCAAGAUUCUGGUGUCUACAGCUGUGUUUAUUAUCUGGAUUCUGCUCUCCUUGUGGCUUCAAACCAUAGCAACUCUCUAGAGAUCUGGGUAACCGAUAAGCCCCCUAAGCCCUCUCUGUCAGCCUGGCCCAGCACUGUGUUCAAACUAGGGAAGGACAUCACCCUUCAGUGCCGAGGACCCCUACCAGGAGUUGAAUUUGUGCUGGAGCAUGAUGGAGAAGAAGCACCCCAACAGUUCUCUGAGGAUGGAGACUUUGUCAUCAACAACCUGGAAGGGAAAGGCAUUGGAAACUACAGCUGCAGCUACCGUCUGCAGGACUACCCCAACAUCUGGUCAGAGCCCAGUGAUGCCGUGGAGCUGGUGGGAGCAGCAGAUGAGUGGAUUAUAUUCCCCCCCCGCCCCUCUCCAUGCAAGUUCCUGCUGUGA